This is a messenger RNA of Pistacia vera, 3053 nucleotides long. Its product is annotated as protein transport protein Sec23A. Lineage: Eukaryota; Viridiplantae; Streptophyta; Magnoliopsida; Sapindales; Anacardiaceae. Gene Ontology annotation, biological process: COPII-coated vesicle cargo loading; endoplasmic reticulum to Golgi vesicle-mediated transport; intracellular protein transport. Gene Ontology annotation, molecular function: GTPase activator activity; zinc ion binding. The record is from RefSeq and is a predicted model, not a curated record. Gene Ontology annotation, cellular component: COPII vesicle coat; endoplasmic reticulum exit site.
GAGAAACCUCGUUAAAAGAGUCGCAUGACACUCAUUUUGGGUCUGAAAAUUCCCCUGUUUCUGAAUCAUCCGUUUCCGUCUCUUUCAGAUUUAAUUGUUAGAGAAGGAGUUUUUACCAACGCCACAAUUGUGUGGAGAUGGGGAGAUAGGUGAGACUUUAAAUGUCGUCAACUGGGACUAAAUUUGAUCUUGGAAGCUGAUUUUUUGGUGCUCUUUAUGGAGUUCUUGAUUAUUCCGGGCACUUCUUGAACUUUGUUUCAAUCAAAAGCCAUUCUUUUUAUUUUGUUGUCUCUGGGGUUUAGAUUUUGUUAAGGGUUUGGUUAAUCAAAGACAUAAGAUAUCUUACUCUCUCUGCAAUUCUUGUUCUUCAGGAAUUUGUUGUUUAUCAUCAUAUCUAAAUUAAAUUCGUACCGAAAUUUCCCUUUUAGAUUUAAACUCAUUCUUUAAUUCUGGUACUCGAUUCUCAGUUCUUGAGAAUUGUUGUUACUUAAUAAAGAAAGAUUUGAAUUUUAAUGGCCAAUCCAACUCAACCUUCCGUUGGAUACUCUUUUACUGCCACUUCGCCAAACCCAGAUACACCAUCACCUCAAACAGAGAAAACCCCUAUCCCUCGUCCUCCAAUUUCAUCUGCACCCCCCAGAUUUCCUCCACCAAAAUUACAACAUGACCCAAUCGCUUCCCCUUCAAUUAGAACCCCAAAUAUGUUGUCACCUGCAAAUGGGGUCAACAGUGGAAGCCCAAUUCCUCAUUUAAGCACUCCUCCUGGCCCUCCUGUCUUUACUUCACCAGUUAGGCCCGCUGCUGUGCCUUUCCGGACAUCUCCUGCAACUCCGCAGCCUGUCGCUUUCUCUUCAGGUUCAUCUUUGCCCACAUCUUCACCUCCCCAUUUCUCUAAUGGGUCAGCUGAGUUGCAGCACCAAGUUCCAGAUGUUAUUGAGGAGACAUCACCUUAUGGGGAAUCUUCAGUGUGUGUUCUGAUUUCAGCUCGUAAGGUGUUGAAACAGAAGAAACAAGCAAAUGUACCCAGUUUAGGUUUUGGGGCACUGGUUUCUCCUGGAGAGGUUUCUCCAGGUCCUCAAAUAAUACAACGUGAUCCUCAUCGCUCUGAUUGCGGAGCAUAUGCAAACAUAUGCAAGAUAAUACUUGGAUCUGGCCAGUGGCAGUGUGUAGUUUGCCAUAAUCUGAAUGGAAGUGAAGGUGAUAGUGGCUCUAGCAAGGAAGAACUUCGUAAUUUUCCGGAAUUGUCAUCGCUAUGGUUUUAUGUUCAAACUGGACAAUAGGCCAGUUAUGUUCCUGUUUCUGAUUCCAGAAUGUCUGCACCCAUUAUUCUUGUAAUAGAUGAAUGCUUAGAUGAACCUCACCUGCAGCAUCUACAGAGCUCUUUGCACGCAUUUGUUGAAUCAACACCAACGGCAAGAAUUGGCAUUAUAUUGUAUGGUAGGACAGUAUCAGUUUAUGAUUUUUCAGAGAUUCAUAGCAUCUGCUGAGUGCUUCCUGGUGACAAAUCACCAACUCAGGAGUCGUUGAAAGCAUUGCUUUAUGGAGCUGGUGUUUAUCUAUCACCAACUGCUUCAAAACAGGUAGCACAUGACAUAUUCUCAUCACUAAGGCCAUACAAGUUAAACAUCCCAGAAGCUUCAAGAGAUCGUUGCCUGGGUACAGCAGUUGAGGUUGCCCUUUCUAUUACGGGGCCAACAGCAGAAAUGUCUCGGGGGGUAGUUAAAAGGGCAGGAGGUAACAGAAUUAUUGUGUGUGCUGGUGGACCUAAUACAUAUGGCCCUGGAUCAGUUCCUCAUUCUUUUACUCACCCAAAUUAUCCUCAUAUGGAAAAGACAGCAUUGAAAUGGAUGGAGCUCUGGUCGUGGGCUCAUCGACACAAUACAGUGAUUGACAUUCUAUGUGCUGGAACUUGCCUUAGAGUUCCUGUGUUGCCUCUUGCAAAAGCUUCAGGGGGUGUGUUGGUUCUUCAUGAUGACUUUGGAGAAGCCUUUGGUGUACUUGCAAAGGGCAUCCACAAGGGCUGCAGUUCUCAUGGUUUGCUGGAGAUUCGUUGUUCUGAUGAUAUUCUCGUAACUCAAGUUGUGGGUCCUGGUGAAGAGGCUUUAGACACUCAUGAAACCUUUAAAAAUGAUACUGCUCUUUCUAUUCAAAUGCUAAGUGGAGAAACGCAAAGCUUUGCUGUAUCCAUGGAAAAUAAAGGAGACAUCAAGAUGAUCAUGUAUUUCCAGUUUGCUAUUCAAUAUUCAAAUGUUUAUCAAGCUGUUUCAAGAGUUGUUACUGUCAGAUUGCCCACUGUGGAUAAUGUUUCAGCAUAUCUUGAGAGUGUUCAAGAUGAAGUGGUUGCGGUCCUCAUUGAGAGGACCCUCUUGCGAGCCAAAAAUCACUCUGAUGCAAUUGAUAUGCGAACGACAAUUGAUGAAAGAGUUAAAGACGUAGCUCUAAAAUUUGGAUCCCAAGUACCAAAGUCAAAGCUUUAUCGGUUCCAAGAACUUUCUGCUCUAUCAGAGAUCUUAUUUCAUCUAAGAAGGGGCCCACUUUUAGGAAGCAUUAUUGGACAUGAGGAUGAGAGGUCUGUAUUACGAAGUUUGUUUCUGAAUGCAUCUUUUGAGCUGUCACCGAUGGUCGCACCUCGCUGUUUAAUGCACCGGGAAGGAGACUUUGAGGAGGUUCCGGCUCAUGACCUAGCUAUGCAAUCUGACAAGCAGUAGUUCUUGACCAUGGCAGAUGUCUUUAUUUGGUUAGGUGCUGAACUUGCUGCUGGAGGAAGAAGUGCAGCCGCUUUAGCAGCUUGCAGAACAUUGGCUGAAGAUACUGAAUCUAGGUUUCCAGCUCCUCGAAUUGCAUUCAAGGAAGGGAGUUCCCACCGGUAUUUUGUAUCUCGGCUGAUUCCAGCACACAAGGAUCCUCCGAUGAGCAGGUGAGCAAGGUUUCCACAGCUUCGAUCUUUAACGACGGAACAGCGGACAAAGCUGAAAAGCAGUUUUCUUUUUGAUGAUCCUAGCUUCUGUGAGUGGAUGCGAAGUUUGAGACUGGUGCCACCAGAACCAAGCUAA